UGAAGCACAAGAUGAUGAGAAUGCAAAUGAUGAAAUAUCUGAUGAUGAUAUACCUACUGCUGGUACUCGUCAACAGUGGCAAUAUGCACAUAGACAAUUUCAUCAAAGGAUAGUUGCUCGAUGUCAAAGUCAGGAGCAGAAUAGAAAAAUGCAAGUACGUUCUAAAAACACCAGACCAGAUAAUAUAAAACAAGUUACUGAGUUAGAUGAUACAAAUCAAAUAGAAUAUUUACCUUCAGUUUCUACUAUUGGUCUGCUUGAUAAAGUCCGGGCUGCAAUUUAUCUAUUAAUGGAUGAAUUAUGGGCAGUUCCAACUGACCUUGCCCUAGUUGCUACAUACCUUGAUCCAAGGUUUAAACAUUUUAAUUGGGCAACAAACAAUGAAAAAGAAAGAGCACAGAACCUAGUAAAGACCUUAUAUGAUAAAUUAAAAAUCAAGCUUACUAUUCCAGAUGAUAUUGAAGAAAGUUUUGUGGAUAAGGAUUAUGAAGAUAAUGAUGACUUUUUUAAUGAAUUAGAAACGAAUUCUAUACAAACAAACUCAGAAGAAGAGGAUGAGUGA
Ambispora leptoticha is the source of this 562-nucleotide messenger RNA. Lineage: Eukaryota; Fungi; Glomeromycota; Glomeromycetes; Archaeosporales; Ambisporaceae. The record is from the annotation of a GenBank genome assembly.